UUUACGCAUAAAAAAUUUGCUAAGGCUACUUGUUACACUUCCCCUAUUUCUUCAUCUUCUUUCUUCUCAUCCCAACGAACUUAACGGUAACUAUUUGCAGCAACCAUUCUUUAAUUUCCUUGUUCAAGCUUCGGGAAUCAAUAAUCACAACUGAUCGAUAAACAGACAGAUACAUAUGGACGUAGGACAUUACAUCCUGGACGGAAAUGCAGAUGCCGUGGAGUUCUGUCCCCACGAAUCGUGCUCCGACGUGCUAGCAGCCUCCACUUAUGUCCUUCAAGAGGGCGAUGAGCCUCGCCGGUCAGGUAGCAUUUCGCUAUUUAAUGUUAACGCUGAUGCUGGUCUGCUUGAGUUGAUUCAGACAGUCGAAACCGCCGGAAUUUUCGAUGUCAAGUGGAGCCCGAGACUCUCCUCCGAUAGCAGCUUGCCGUUGCUUGCUCAAGCGGACGCCGAUGGUUAUGUUAGGAUUUAUAGCCUUCAAUGUCGUGGUUCAGAUGGUUCGCAGAUAAAAGAGAAUUGUCUAAGCGAAGUAUGCGGGCAAAUGAUCAGCUCUUCAAUGUGCUUGUACAUCGAUUGGAAUCCGUCGGGAAAUGCCAUGGCAGUCGGGCGUUCCGAUGGAUCGGUUUCUGUAGUCUCGCUCGACGAGUCCCGCCUGAGCAUACGACACGAUUGGAAGGCGCACGACUUCGAGGUCUGGGCUGCUUCAUUCGACAUCCAGCAACCAACGCUAGUGUACACCGGCUCGGACGACUGCAAGUUCGCUUGUUGGGAUAUCCGCGACGAUCCUUCCAAGUUGGUAUUCCAAAACUCUAAAGCUCACAAAAUGGGCGUUUGCUGCGUCGCGAAAAGCCCCGGCGAUUCGAAUACACUGUUGACCGGGAGCUACGACGAGCACUUGAGGAUUUGGGAUGUUAGGUCGAUGUCAAAGCCUGUUGUCGAGUCGUCAAUUUGUUUAGGCGGAGGCAUUUGGAGGAUCAAACACCAUCCGUCUAGGACGGGACGGGCGCUCGCAGCGUGCAUGCACAAUGGCUUUGCGAUUGUGAGGUUCGAAAGCGAUAAGAUCGAAGUGGUCGAAACCUACAACAAACAUGGUUCGCUCGCAUACGGAGCUGAUUGGCAAAGAGGCACGUCGCCGAAUCUUCCGGUGAUUGCGACGUGCUCGUUUUACGAUCGACUCCUUCGUGUCUGGACUCCGAAACAGUAAGAUUCUCAUAACUUCCCAACUCUUUUAAAGACAAGGUUACUAUGAAUGUUUGUGUCCUAAAACUUGAACUUGUGCCUUAUUUAUGUCGACUUCGUCGAAUGAUGAGAUAUCUAUAGCUCUAUGUAGACAGAACUGGCUACUCAAAUAGCCUACCCAACUCACGGGACAUAAAAGAUAUAUACAGUUAGAAGUUCGAAUGAUAUGACUA
This is a messenger RNA of Andrographis paniculata, 1412 nucleotides long. RefSeq lists its product as uncharacterized. NCBI's taxonomy places the organism in Eukaryota, Viridiplantae, Streptophyta, Magnoliopsida, Lamiales, Acanthaceae. Gene Ontology annotation, molecular function: protein binding. The transcript is spliced from 3 exons. The record is from RefSeq and is a predicted model, not a curated record. The coding region runs from base 176 to 1204 and encodes 342 amino acids.